Messenger RNA from Bombina bombina (fire-bellied toad), 4950 nucleotides. RefSeq names its product RAP1 GTPase activating protein (gene RAP1GAP). Gene Ontology annotation, molecular function: GTPase activator activity. Gene Ontology annotation, biological process: regulation of small GTPase mediated signal transduction; activation of GTPase activity. Bases 7 to 2370 code for a protein of 787 amino acids. The record is from RefSeq and is a predicted model, not a curated record. Gene Ontology annotation, cellular component: cytoplasm. The transcript is spliced from 25 exons. NCBI's taxonomy places the organism in Eukaryota, Metazoa, Chordata, Amphibia, Anura, Bombinatoridae.
CUGACCAUGAGCUACAGGAAGAGGAGCUUCACUUUUGGUGCCUAUGGGGGGGUGGACCAGACUGUUGUCUCCCACAGACGCCCUCCGUGUCAUGAUGGGCAGAGCCAGCUCAUUUCUUACACCAUAGCUUUUUCCAGAGCAAACUCUUCACCCCUUGACAGUGCUCCCCAAUUUAAGAACUCGGACUUGUUUGAAAUGAUUGAGAAGAUGCAGGGCUGCAGAAUGGACGAGCAGCGAUAUUCUCUCCCGCCUCCUCUUAAGACUGAAGAGGAUUAUAUCCCAUACCCCAGUGUCCAUGAGGUCCUGGGAAGGGAAGGCCCCUUUCCCCUAAUUCUCUUACCACAAUUUGGGGGAUAUUGGAUUGAGGGGACUAACCAUGAUGUUUCUGUUCUAUCGGAUCCUGAGGCCAUUCAGUCGCCCACUGGCAAGGUGAAGUUGGAGAGCAACCAUACGGCAAAGCUGUACCGUAAGCACUUCCUAGGCAAGGAACAUUUUAACUAUUACUCAGUUGACGCCGCACUUGGCCACCUUGUGUUUUCCUUGAAGUACGACGUCAUUGGAGACCAGGAACACCUCCGCCUCCUCUUAAGAACAAGGUGUAAAACACAUCAUGAUGUAAUCCCUAUUUCCUGUCUCACUGAGUUCCCAAAUGUUGUACAAAUGGCAAAGCUGGUGUGUGAAGAUGUGAACGUGGAUCGGUUUCAUCCAGUCUUAUACCCAAAGGCAUCUCGUCUGAUUGUCACAUUUGAUGAACACGUCAUUAGCAAUAACUUUAAGUUUGGUGUCAUCUAUCAGAAAACUGGGCAGACAUCAGAGGAAGAGCUGUUUAGUACGAUAGAUGAGAGUCCAGCAUUUGCUGAAUUCUUGGAGUUGUUGGGGGAUCAGGUUUUUCUCCAGGACUUUAAGGGGUUCCGGGGAGGUCUUGAUGUAACUCAUGGACAGACUGGUACUGAAUCGGUCUAUUUCAAUUUCCGGGGCAAAGAGAUCAUGUUCCAUGUGUCAACCAAACUGCCCUACACUGAAGGGGAUGCACAGCAGUUACAGAGGAAGCGGCACAUUGGGAACGAUAUUGUAGCCAUAGUGUUCCAGGACGAGAAUACUCCAUUUGUGCCGGAUAUGAUUGCAUCUAACUUCCUGCACGCCUACAUCGUGGUGCAAGUGGAGAAUCCAGGGACCGAAAACACCGUAUAUAAGGUUUCUGUCACCGCCAGGGAUGAUGUGCCUUUUUUUGGUCCCCCACUUCCAGAUCCAGCUGUUUUCCGCAAGGGUCAGGAGUUUCAGGAGUUUUUACUGACGAAACUCAUAAAUGCUGAAUACGCUUGCUACAAGGCUGAGAAAUUUGCCAAAUUAGAGGAGCGGACACGGGUUGCGCUACUGGAGACUUUGUACGAAGAGCUGCAUAUAAACACGCAGUCCAUGAUGGGCCUCUGUGGGGAUGAUGAGAAGAUGGAGAAUGGAGCUGGAGGAGGAGGUGGCUUUUUUGAAUCCUUUAAGCGAGUGAUUAGAAGCCGCAGCCAAUCCAUGGAUGCAAUGGGGCUUAGCAAUAAGAAGCAGCACACCGUGUCAACAAGCCAUAGCGGAAGCUUUGGACAUAACCCAGACACUCCCAAACCCCCAGGAAUAUCAUUGCUGGUGCCAGGGAAAGCGCCCAAUAGGCAUGGACGCCGCGGCAGUGCCAUAGGCAUAGGAACCAUAGAAGAGUCACUGAUUGUUCCAGGCAAAAGUCCAACAAGAAAGAAAUCUGGUCCUUUUGGUUCCCGGCGGAGUAGUGCGAUUGGCAUAGAGAACAUCCAAGAAGUCCAGGAGAAAAGAGAAAGUCCAACUGGCCCCCAGAAAACACCAGACAAUGGUAAUGCUUAUCAGGAGCCAAAAUCUGAGAACUCCUCCAAUCACAGCUCACCUGAGAUGCCCACUACAAAAAACAGAAUAGAAUCUGGAAAUAAAUCAGAGCAACAGAGGGACUUCUCACGCUCCUCCUCUAGCGCCAGCAGUUUCGCUAGCGUGGUAGAAGAAAAUGAGAUGUUGGAUGAGGAAGACACAGGAAUGGAUACUGUGUCAUCAUCAGGUACACCCCACAAAAGAGACUCCUUCAUAUACAGCACUUGGUUGGAAGACAGCACAAGUAGUGUCAGCACUACCAGUGGAGGAAGUUGCCCAGGUCUCUCUCGUUCCCAACCAGAUGUCCAAGAGUCUGGAGACCCUUCAUUCCCAGAAAUCAAAAUACAGUUGGAAGAAACAGAGCAUCACAAAACCAACCAAGUUCUCCAGCGAAGGCGGAAGCUGAAGGAUUUGCACCAGACCCCGGUCUUCAGUACAGAUGAGAGUGAUUGCUCCACCUGUAAGCCCAGUUUCCUGCUGACUCGCUUCUAAAUUAACAAGGGAUCUCAUUCUAAGCCUCACUGCUCUUCUUAUCAUCGGUACACCCGUUUGUUUUAUUUUACUGGGACCAGCGUUACUUUUGGAGCAGAUGAGAGGACUGACAUAGAUCCUGAUAGAGUUUACAGAUACAGUAGCCGGUUGUUUAAUAGCAGGCAUCUGAUGGUUCACCGGCUAUUCCAGUUGGAGGAUGUGUGUAUCAUCCUUCCUGCCAUAUUUACAAAGUCACCUCACCAGCAAGGGUGGUAGAAUUACAUUAAUAGAUCUCAGCGGCACCUUGAUAUUAGACACUCAUACAUUAAUGGUUAAAGACUAUGCUAAUAAUAAUGGUGAACUAACAACCAUUAAAAGUAGGUCAUAUAUUGACCAGCAUCUCCAUGAGAGGUCUUUCAAAGAAGAGAAUUCUGUAGCCUCCCAAGCGGACUUUUGAGUGAUGCCCUUGAAAUGGCUGUAGACACAAACAUUUUUAGUAGCUAAGAUUCUUGUAAAUCUUUUAUCAUGACAACUGUUCCUUAUGAAUACCAGUUAUGAUUUCCAAUUAUUGUCCUGGAAUGUCAAGUCCAGAUUUCUUGGUUUGAAGAUCUUAAAACUGGUGGUGAUUAUAACUCAGGUCGUCAUGCAGCAUGCACACUCAAGUACUGAUGCUGGUGGAGAGACUUAUUUAAUCACUUAAUUCCAUAGAAGAAAAACAAAGUAACCAGAGUACUUGUAGGUUAUAGGUCAAGGACACUGUAAACCAAUCAUGUGCUUUACUGUAAGGUGUGUCAGCCCUCCCCAUUAGACAUGUGUGGCUUUCAUGCUAUGUACAGCCUGGUGUCCCAGCACUUUGUGUUUGUUUGGUACGGUUCACAUUAUUCUAUCACCCAUAUAAGUUAUUCUGAAGUCCAUAAAAAUAUAUUUAUAGAUCUCCUGUAAAACUAAUAUGGUUUUAAAUAACAUUUCUGUUGGCACAGAUAUUUUUGUAAAGAUAUUAACUGCCCCAGUUCUUACAUUUUGUGAGCCCUUCUCAGCUUCUAAUCUGAGCUUUAUGUUAAAAACAACCUAAUUCUCCCAGGUUUCAACUGUUUGUUUUGUGAACAAAGAACUUUAAGAUUUUCAGAGAAUGGCAGAUGUAUAGAGUUUAUGGAGAACACAUCACUGUGUUAUGGCAAGUGCCACUGGGACAGCUAAAUGAGCAAAAUGAAUUAUACUGGUGCUCAAAGUGUGUGUGACUUAUACACUAAUAUACUAAAUCAUUAUAUCAGUCUUAGGCAAUGGUGUAUAUAGUUUUUUUGUUGCCCUAGACACUGGAAUAUCUGCUGCACCCAACCGAACAAUUUAAGCUCAUAUAUGCCUCUUAAAUUUCUCUUGAGACCAGUGGUGUAGUCAUGCACUAGUGAACCAGGGAUCAAUGAUUUGUAAAAAAAAUGUAUAAAUAAAACAUUUUGAGAGACUGGAGUUGGAGGGUAUUAUGCCCUAGAACUACAAAAUGUUCUAUCCUUUAUAUACUGAUGCCCUCUAGGCACAGACAUAGUUGGCCAAGGCCAAACAUUUCUCUAGAAUAUUAGCUCAUAACCUUUUAGUUCAGAUCCUUUGUAUUAAAUUAAAAAAUCUUCUAAAAGACAAGGAUGCACGCCCUAUUUAAUGCUAACCUUAAUCUAUUUCUUGUUACCAACAUUUGUCUGACAGCUGAAACCACUUAUUUGUUACAUUUAGGCACCAGCAGCCCCCCCCCCCCCCCCAGAUACAUGAUUAAGGGUUGCUUAUUAAAAGUGAGAAGACUAAGCUUAGCAGUUAAUAUGGAAGACAUCAAGCUUCUUGUUAUGCCCAAGAGAUCCAGGGUGAGAUUUACAGCAGGUAUAAGAACAUUAAAGAAUGUUCGAAAACUCCACAAGUGAAAAUCAGUUCUCCAAAUAAAAGCUUGGACUAUAAUAAACCACAGAGAACAUAUAUAUUGGAUUCUCCUAAAAAGAAAAGCAGAACUCAAACAUACUAUGCAACUCAUCCAGCAUGCAUUGGUGGUCACAAAGCUAUUGACCGCUCUAUCCAUAAACAAUGGGAAUAAUCCAUCAUAUGACAUCCAAAUACAAAUUCCAUUUGCUCAGAAUUUACUGUUCAUGGAUUCUGCUCUGUGUGUGCAAAGUGAAUUUGGUAGCAAUGUUCAUAACAGCAUGCAGUGAGCUAGCCGUGAGAACAGUGGUGUCCUGUCCGCAUGUCUGUGGCUAUUUUAGUGUCCUGUAUGGACUUGUAAAUCAAAGAUUUCCCUCUUGUGGCUUCUUGUUGUAAUGACAUCAACCCUCCACAUCUCUCAUUGAUAAAAAGUCUAUGUUUGAUUUAUUUAAUAUUUAUGUCAGCAUUGUUUUAUCAUGUUUCCCUUUUGAAGGCACAUAAACUCAGUGAUGUUAAAAAAUGCAAAACACUUAUUUUUUUGAGAUAUGAUUAUUUGUUGAUGUGUUUUGUCUUUUCUUUACAUAGUCUAAUGUAAAAAAAAUAUAUAAAAGUUGUAUUUAUCAGAAGGAAAUCGUAAUAUAAUUUGUAAAAAGGCUUUAAAAAAGUUAUAUGGGCUGAAAAAAAAUAAACUAAAAUAUAUAUAAA